AUGUCGUUGACUGUCAAAGCUUACCUGAUGGGCAAGGAGGAGUCGGUUCGGGAAAUCCGAAGAUUCGUGCUAGAGCAGGACGCGCUCGGAAGCUUCGAACAGCUGAGCGCCAAAACUUGCCUGCUCUUCAGCGGACUCAAGACGAGGCCGACCACCACCUUCUACUUGUACUACAAGGACUGCGAAGGCGACCUGGUGGCCUUCUCGUCCGACGACGAACUCAAGAUGGGCGUGGCCUGCAUCAAGGACGACGUCUUCCGGGUUUACGUCAAAGAAAAAAAGGAGCAGCGUUGCGACUUGCCGGCUGAGGCGUUCGCGGCGCCUCACGUGCACACGCACGCCUUUGCCGGCGUGCACCCUAACGUGACGUGCGACGGCUGCGAGGGUCCGGUGGCGGGCGUGCGUCACAAGUGCGCCGUCUGCCCCGACUAUGACCUUUGCGGAGCCUGCCGGGCCAAAGGGAUCCACCCAGAGCACACCCUGCUGCCCAUUUGGCACCCCCUGCAGAUGGCGUUCCCGCGUGGUAAGCUGUUGAAGAAGAUGAGGCAGUGCGGCAAGAACCAGAAGUGCGGCGGCAGCCCCGGUCGCAGGAACGUCGACCCCGACGCCGGCCUCAGCUUCCUGAAGAACGUGGGCGAGGGCGUGGCGGCCAUGCUGAGCCCGCUAGGGAUCGACGUGGACAUCGACGUGGAGCAUCGCGGGCAAGCCGUCAAGGUGACCGACGGACAACGAGAGGCGGCCGAAGGGGACCAGGCAGAGGUGGGUCGAGUAGCCAAAAAAUGGACUCAAGCUUCAGCGACCAAAGAAGAUGAAGAGUGGACACACGUCAGCGGGAAGGAAGUGGACCCUUCCAGCGGCGAGCUGCAGUCGUUGCAGCGGGGCGCCGAAGGGGACGCGGCAGCGGCGACUCCCCAGGCGGCCCUGUACCCGCAACUUCCCGCAGAGGCCGACCCCCGUCUGGUGGAGUCCCUGACUCACAUGCUGUCCAUGGGCUUCACCGACGAAGGCGGCUGGCUGAGCCGCCUCCUCCAGGCCAAAGAUUUCGACAUCGGCGCCGCCCUGGACGCCAUCCAGUACGACGCCAGGAACGCACGUCCGCGCCGCCACUGA
Nerophis lumbriciformis (worm pipefish) is the source of this 1110-nucleotide messenger RNA. The record is from RefSeq and is a predicted model, not a curated record. Lineage: Eukaryota; Metazoa; Chordata; Actinopteri; Syngnathiformes; Syngnathidae.